Molecule: messenger RNA, 3471 nt
Organism: Thyridium curvatum
Lineage: Eukaryota; Fungi; Ascomycota; Sordariomycetes; Thyridiales; Thyridiaceae
Exons: 4
Coding region: 1-3471 (1156 amino acids)
Biological process (GO): DNA damage checkpoint signaling; positive regulation of transcription by RNA polymerase II
Cellular component (GO): nucleus
Molecular function (GO): histone binding
Source: RefSeq, a predicted model, not a curated record
AUGUCUUCAGUCCUCCCAGCAGCCAUGAUGACACCCAAAGAGCAUAACGAGGAGUCCCAGGAGAGCAUCAAUAUUCUGGAUGUGUACAUGGACUGGUACGGUGUCGGGACACUGAGCAGUUCCCCAGCUCCGGGAGAAACGCAAGAAUCGGAUCUUGUCGCUCCUCCACCUUGUCUACCCACACAGGCAACACCCGGAAACGUGACAAAAGUUCACCAGGCAUAUGUGGGAAGCCGUCUUCUCGAGUCCGAGUCCGGUCCACAUAAGCUACAUCGCGCGUCGCGAAGUGCGUCAUCCACAGAGAAACACUAUCGAAAGCGGGAUCACGGUGAUCGGUCUCUGGCAGAUAUCACGCCCAGGACAAACGCCGUAACAGAGGUUGCAUCUCCCGUGGCCGAUCCUGUCUUUUCGGCCCAACUCAACCCGGCGCCCUCGGUUCUCUCCGAGGCUAGCAACGAGCCAUGCUCGGAGGUGUUUUGUAAAGAUGGUCAACCUCAGGAUAUAGCCUCAGCGCACUCACAAAUACCCGAGAAGGCCGUCAAUAUGGAUCCUUCUCAGUCUCCGACCCAGUCAAAUGAUGGGCGCAGCUAUGAGCAAUAUUACAGGAGCUCCCCAAGGCUGCAGGAUGAACUGCCCUCUACAGCCCUUGGACUCGACGACCACUUCCCAAGUUCGCAGGAGCAAAAGACUCUGAAUGAGGAAGACACUGGCGCUGUCAUUUUCGGGACAAGCCAUAUAGCAGCGCACGCCACUCAAUCUACCGUCCCCGAUGACUCAGGUCUUGUGGACUUCGGCUUGGUGCUUCAAGGCGAUGCCGAGUCUCAGCAACAUGCACCGAACCAUGGCUCGUUCCAAUUUCCGGAAACACCAGCCCAACCCAAGAACCCGUUCGCCGCUCACGACCGAGCACAGUUGCUCGGCGGUUCGCAGCUAUUCAGACAGACGCAGUUCUCGUCUGCCGUGCGGGGUGGGAUCAGCCCAACAUCGUCAAGACCGUCGCCAAACGAUUUCCAGCCCAAUUCAAUAUCCCCAAAUCCAGUCAUCUCAUCACCGCUAAAGGCUCGUGGCUUGCCAUCUUCGCCUAUGUUGCAGCCAACUUCAAGCCCUGAGCGUGAAGCUGGAAUCCUGUCAGAACCUCCAGGAGCAGAUGAGUUACGUUUCGAAGAGCCGACCCCCAAGGGUCCGGUUGUUCAAAAUCCGCUCCAGUACAUUGCCUCAAAGAAGCAUUUGACCUCUGGACCCAUGGAACAAUAUGAGCCAAUGAAGCUAUCACAGCUCAGGAGAGAGACAUCCAACGAGUACUCUAACCUGAGCUCUGAUGGAGAGACAAGCGACGAUGAUGACUUCAGGCGUCGGCGAAGAGCGGAGGAAAAAAAGUCUGCCGCUAAGCGAAAACUCUCCUCGAUCAGUUUCAAGGGUUCCUCAGAGUCUGAUGAAGUCGAGGUGCCGUCCACCAACAAGAAGGGAAAACAGUCUCCAGCCUCGCUCCCUGGGGAUCAUGCUACUUCGAAAGGUGAAGGGACCAGCACCCCCGAGGGCCAAGACACCGUGGCGGACUCCCAGAAAGAUCUGGUAGUUGCUCAGUCCCUGGAAGCAGCUGAGACUGCUUCGGGGGAUGAUCUGCCAACAGCCAAGUCUGUCGGAGAUGGGGGGCAUACUCGUGGCGAGGUUUUGACACGAUCUCCAGGUUCCGCUGUAGCUGCAUUAGACAGAGAUGGCUCCGCGUUUCCGGCAACUUGGAGCAAUCCCUUGGAUCAAGGAGAGGCCAUUCCUGAGACCAGUCCCGCGCCGCAGCAGCCUCGGCCCUUCAGCACCUUCCAAAACCAAUCUUCAACAUCCGAGUCUCUGGUCGGCUUUUCUUAUCCAACGCUCCAGAGCGACGGACAACCUCAAGCAUCUCGGCAAGGCGUGCCAUCGUCCAAGGAGGAUAAUGCUGCAAUUCAAGCGUCGGUGGAUUCAAAGACUCGCGGCUCGCAUCAUGAUACAUCAACUGACAUACAGACCGAUCUACACCCGAGCUACGAAAACACUGCAGUCUCCUCCCUAGCUCUUCCAGAACCCAAAGCAGAUGGGCUUCCUGCUGUGCCAUCGUCAGUGCCUUCUUCUCCGCCUGCCUUGAGUACCCGAGCGAGGAAGCGUGCACGAGUCAUAUCCAGCGGGCAAACAGAGCCUGGGGCCCCUUCAAGCUCAGCUAUGCAAGGUUCGACGUCGAGCUUGAGCACGCUGUCUGUAACGCCUACGCUAUCGGAGAAGACUACACCUGCAACGGAUGAUUGCGGAGAAGCAGCCCAUCUUGUGAGCGGCGAUCAUUCCUCUCCCGCGGUUUCCAGAGAUCUCCGACGCAAGGCAACAAAAGCAGCGCCAAAAACGAUUACUUACGGCGGACGGACCAGGGUGGCCACGAGAUCCAGAAAGCCGCCAGUGUAUACGGAACCGCCCUCCACUGAUGAGCUGGGUCGUUCCCCGUCUUCCACGCCAACGUUUGAUCGUAGCGUGAAUGCACCCCUUGCUGGGAUUGCGAGGCCAGGACGCGCACCAUCACGCGCCCAGUCCACUUCUCGAGAUCGAAGCCUAGGUGCCCAACAGCUCUUCCUUGGCAUGGCAUUUGCCAUCUCUUUCCAGUCAGAGAAGCCAGGUGAGAAUGCAGAGCAGUACCAUGAUCGUAUGGCAACCGCGAAAGAAUUAGAACAUCAAAUCAUACAAGAAGGCGGCACCGUGCUUUCGAGCGGCUUUGAUGAGCUAUUUGAUCAUCCUCCAAUCCGAAGCACAUCGACGAGUCCUGCUUCCACCCCACCAGACGAUGUCGAUAUCCCUCUGCGUUCCGCGGCAAGCUCUAUCGGGUUCACCGCGCUGAUAGCCGACGGGCAUUCCAGGAAAGUGAAAUACAUGCAGGCUCUCGCAUUGGGACUGCCUUGUAUUGCCUCACGCUGGAUCUCUACAUGCUUGGAGAAGAAGAGAGUGGUUGACUGGACGCCGUAUCUUCUUUGUGCAGGGCAGUCAUCGUUCCUCGGCGAUGCUAUCCGCUCUAGGAACAUUGUACCGUACGAUGCUUCAAGCGCUAAGUUGUCGGAUGUCUUGGAACACCGGCCUAGGUUCCUGGCUGGCAACCGCAUUCUUCUCGUGAUGAAGAAGACAGAUGAAAGCAAGAAGAUGGUUUAUGUCUUUCUUGCCUGGGUGCUAGGGGCCUCGCUGUCUCGCGUGUACAACUUGAAAGACGCUCGAGUCCAGCUCAAAGCCAUGGAGGCUGUUGAUCGCCCAUACGACUGGGUAUAUGUCGACGGGAAAUCAGGACAGAGCGAGUCCUUGUUUACCACAGGCGCAACUAAUGGCAAGAAGCGGAAGAGAUCCAGCACGACCACGAGCGGAGCCAGCACCCCUCCCAAGAGGAUCAAGACCUUGAGCGAUGAGCUGGUCAUCCAGAGCCUGAUCCUGGGCAGGCUUAUCGAUGAAGAAGAUGGGAUCGAACAGUGA